Paramecium octaurelia is the source of this 2435-nucleotide messenger RNA. Lineage: Eukaryota; Ciliophora; Oligohymenophorea; Peniculida; Parameciidae. The record is from the annotation of a GenBank genome assembly.
AUGAAAGAAAUUGAGUCGAAUUAUUGGGAUGAUUAGAGUUAAAGGUUUUUGAAGAUAAAAUUAAAUACCUUAUUUAACUCAGAAAAUAAGAUCAUUUGCUCUAAAGAUGGGUAAAUUUUAAGAAUGUAUCAAUUUUCACAAUAAAGUGAUUACUUAAAGGAUCAUGUUAAUAAUGAAGAAGAACUAAAUAAUUUAGAUUAAAUUAAAUACCUGAGAUGGUUUGGAAAAUAAGGAGAAAAAAAUUAUAAAGUAGGUAAUUGGGAGGCGGUUUGGAAAGACCAAAUUCUGUCUGAUGUUGGAGGUUAUUACUCCAAUAAUGGAUAAAAAUAAGGUAUAUGGACAGAUCUAAUAAAAAUGUAUUGGAGGUAAUUGAUGAUAAUUUAUUAAUGUAUAGUGAAUCUCAGGUAUAUGAAGUUGGAGAAUAUGAGAAUGGUAUCAAAGUAGGAAGGUGGAAACUCCUUUAUGAUGGUCAAGAGAUGUAAUAACAUUAAAGUAAAAUAUAGUGGUGGUGGAUCAUACAACUUUCAAGGUAAUAAGGACGGUAAAUGGUUUGAAUUAAGUGAUAAUUUUUGGAAGUAUUUUUUAGUCAAUAAAAUACUAUUUUAGUAAAGGUUAAGUCAUGUAUUACGGAGAAUAUUUCAAUGGCAAAAAAGUAGGUCUAUGGGAUAUUUUGUAUAAAUCAAAAAAUGACAACAAUCUCUUAAAAUUCGUGUAUAUAUGAUUCUUAAUAUCAUUUUUUCGAAAUAGAGGCUGUGGAACUUACGCUUAAGAAAGAAAAUAUGAUAGCAUUUAAAUAAAUAUUAAGCAAGGAAGAUGGAUUGAAUAAAGUGAUUAAUUCUGGGAGUAUAAUAGUUUUUAAAAUUUAGUGAAGGUUAAAUUAUUCACUCUGGUGUUUACAAAGAUGGAAUAAAAGUUGGGAAUUGGGAUACUUUAUACAAAUCCAAUAAAUUAAAUUCAAAUUAUGAAUUAAUGUAAAAGAAUAUCAUAACUUUCAUAUCAAGGGGAGGUGGAUCUUAUGAACUAAAGGAAGGUGAUAACGACUUCUAUGAUCCAAUAAAGAGUGGAAGUUGGAUUGAAUUAAGUGAUGGAUUUAGAGAGUAUAAUAGCAAAUUCAAUAUAGGUUGAACUAAAUAAUUUAUACUGGAGUUUAUAAAAAUGGGAAAAAAACUGGCUAUUGGGACGUAUUGUUCAAGUCAAUCGAAGCAAAUUAAUUCAAAAAGAUGUAAACAUUUAAUAUCAUAAUCAUUAAUCAAGUGGCGGUGGUUAAUAUAUAAAUAAAGGCUAAAAUGAUUCAGUAAAAGAUGGUGAUUGGAUAGAAUUAAGCUCAAAAUUUAAUUCGUAUCUCAAUUAUUCACAUUAUAAGAUUUAACUAAUUGACAUAUAAUGGCAAGUAUAGAGAUGGGAACAAAGUUGACAGAUGGGAUGCCUUCUUUAAAUAAUAAGGAGAAAAUUACAACUUUUAUUUUAUGUAUUUUGCUAAUUUUUCUCUUUUAAUAGUGGUGGCGGAGUCUAUAGCAGUACUAUUAUUGAUGGUGCCACAGUCAAAAAUGGUAGAUGGGUUGAAAUGAGUGAUAGCUUUUGGGAGUAUCAAUAAAUUCUAUAGAGUAGACAGAGCGAAGUUACUUUGGAAGGGAAAUAUUAAUAUGGAAUAAAAGUAGGAAUAUGGAAGUCAUAUUUUAAAGAUAUUAUUACUAAAAAGAAAGAAUAAAUGUAAGAAAGUUAUUUGUUAUGCUUAUUAACCAGAGGUGGGGGCGAGUAUGUGAUUGAACAAGAUGGGAAUUCCUAAAAAUCUGGAAUGUGGAUAGAGUUGAGCGUUGGUUUUAGGUGGAGUGAUCAAAUUACUUUUAAUGGUCAAUAUUUAAAGGGAUAAAAGUUUGGCAAAUGGGAUAUGUAUAAUAAGAAGGGUGGCUAUUAAAAAUCGUAAUUUGAGUACAUGUAGGUAACCUAUUAAUGUUUCAAUUUAAUGAUAGUGGGGGAGGAUCAUAUGAUAUUAAACAGGCUAAUUUAGUAUUAAGUAGUUCAAUUAAGACUGGAAUGUGGAUUGAAUUAGAAGAUAAGUUUUGGCAGUAAUUUUAAAUCAUUUAUAAUAUUAGUUAAAGUGAAAUACUUUUAGUAGGUUAGUAUAUAAAUGGUUUAAAAGUUGGUGAAUGGAAAAUUUAAUAUAAAGAUGUGUUAGCUAAAAAAACUUCAAUUAUGUAUGUUUUAGGAAUAUAAUAUAUAAUUUAGUGGUGGAGGAUAGUAUAUAAUUACGAAACAAAAUAAUGGGUUGGAAAUUUCAAUUAAAUCUGGAGUUUGGAUUGAAUUAGCCCAAGAAUUCACCUAUAAUGAUUAAAAGGUACAUUUUGGGGAAUACGUAAAUGGUAAAAAAACAGGGAAAUGGGAUAAAAUGGAUAUAAAAGGAAAAAAUAUUAGGAAAAUGUAAAAUUAAUUCUUGA